CUGACGUAGAAAUCUCAAGUGGCCUGUCCUCAAUGUUAGUAUUUCAUAUAAAUACUGGUCCAGAACGUAUAGGAAGUCAGUGUUCUUCAUUUGUAAGAACGAAAAACAAAUCCAAUUUCAUCAUGAAAGUUCUCUUUUUGGCUAGUUUGCUGGUAGUUGCCGCCAGUGCCUCCCUGUUGCAGGAGCACGCGGUAAAAUUCCAAGCAUUCAAAAUGGUCCAUGGUAAAAGCUACCUGAACCAAGUAGAAGAAGCCAAACGUUUCUCCAUCUUCAGAGACAACCUCCGCGCAAUUGAAGAACACAACGCUCUCUACGAACAAGGACUUGUCUCUUACAAACAAAAAAUUACCAAAUUCACCGAUAAAACCCAAGAAGAAUUUAAAGCUUAUUUGAGUCUUCACAAAAAACCUACUCUAUUGAAGACCACCAAGUACAUCAAAACUGGAGUUGCUGUACCUGAGUCAGUAGAUUGGAGAGCACAAGGACAAGUUACUGGAGUUAAGGAUCAAGCAGAUUGCGGAUCUUGCUGGGCAUUCUCCCUUACUGGUUCAACUGAAGGUGCCCACUACCGUAAAACUGGAAAAUUGGUCGCUCUUUCUGAACAACAAUUGAUUGACUGCACCACUGACCUCAACUACGGUUGUGAGGGUGGAUAUUUGGAUCAAAGUUUCCCUUACGUCGAAGAGAAAGGCCUUCAAUCUGAAGAAAGCUACCCUUACGAAGCUGAAGAUGGUACUUGCAGAUACAACGCGUCCGCAGUCGUCACUAAAACUACGAGCCACGUUUCUAUCGAAGCAGAAGAUGAAAGUGCUCUUUUAGAAGUAGUAGCUACAAUCGGUCCAGUUUCCGUUGCUAUCAAUGCCGAUUACAUCACUUACUAUGCCUCUGGCGUAUUCGAAGACGAGAGAUGCACAGCUGACGGACUCGACCACGGUGUGCUUGUUGUAGGAUAUGGAACAGAAAAUGGAAAAGAUUAUUGGAUUGUCAAGAAUUCUUGGGGUGCUGAAUGGGGUGACGAAGGUUACUUCAAAUUGGCACGUGGAACAAACGAGUGUGGUAUUGCCGAAGACACUGUUUAUCCAGUUAUUGCCUAAGAAUAUAUAUACUAUGUAUAGCUAUACUUAUGUAUAGCUAAUUAUUAAACGAUUAAAAAACUUUAUUCUAUUUAUCUGUUUUAUUUUUC
Molecule: messenger RNA, 1183 nt
Organism: Ceutorhynchus assimilis (cabbage seed weevil)
Lineage: Eukaryota; Metazoa; Arthropoda; Insecta; Coleoptera; Curculionidae
Source: the annotation of a GenBank genome assembly